CCGGGCCUUGACUUUGACUCGUGUCUUAAGUGAUGAUGGAGUUUUGGAGCAGUUAGGAGUCAGAAUGUCUGCAGGAAAGACAGUUGGGAAGAAUCUUUGUGAUUUUGAGUUUUGAAGUUGGCCUUUUCUCUCUCUGCCCGAGUCACUGCUGUCAUGAACAGAUUUGGCUCUGAACAAGCGCAUUAAGACAGAAUGUUCACAGAUGUUCGAUCAUAAAAAAAAAAAAAAAAUACGCUAAUUUGUAUGUAAUUAAUUGAUUGUGAUGAAUGCGUUCAAUUGAAACCACUAAUGAUAUAUGAGUCCAAAAAACGUCUUUCCCCACUGCAGGCUCCUCUUCACAGCAUAAAAUAGAAACUAAGAGAAAUGAAAAGGCUUCAGUCUCCAAUAACCCUCAGCAUUAGAGCAAUGUUUUCAUAUCUCCCAAAUAUUAUUUUAAUUUACACCCACAUCUGAACAGAUUAGUAGUAAUUCUCACUUCAUUUCCGUUUUUGGUGAUUAGUUUUAGAAUUUUCAUCAACUUUAUUAUUUUACGACUUAAAUCGUUACUUUAAAUUUGUACCAAUUUUUAAGGGAUUUUUUUUUUUUUUUUUUUAAGUUCGUGACCCGGAAGUAAACAGAUGCGCUAGCAGGCUAGCCGCGUUAGCUUGUGUUUAGGAUGACGGUGGUGUUUUGGCAGGACGUUUUUACGGGUUAUAAAGAGAUGUACCGAUACGUGGUUCGGUUCCGAACAAUCCUCUUUAGCUAAAGUGUCGUAAAUGAGUGAAUACGUGUUGAACGUAAAGACAACGUGGCUGUGAUUGUGAGACUAGCAGAUGAUCGGAGCUGCUGCUGUUCAGAGGACUUUGGUGUUUGUUGGAGCUGAAGAUCUUCUGCAGCUGCAGGAACCAUGUCUUCAGAACUUCAGGAAGAUUCUGACAGCGAACAGAUUCCCCCCGAAGAUGAAGAAAUCUUUAGACUUUGUGAAGGAACCAGCGCUCAGAAUGAGGAGAAGCUGUGUCAACAUGGAAGACUGCUGGAUAUCAGGAAAAAGCAGCUCGAGCUCAACGUUAUAGUCCUCCCCCAGGAUUAUGCGACUGAAGAGGAGGAUCUCUACAGCCAGCAGAGGAACUUCAGAGAGGAGCAGGAAGAAUCAGAACCUCCAGAGAUUAAAGAAGAACAAGACGAACAAGAACCUCCAUGGAUUAAAGAGGAACAGGAGGACCAAGAACCUCCACAGAUUAAACAGGAGCUGGAGGAACUAGAACCUCCACAGACUAAAGAUGAGCAAGAAGAUCGAGAAUCUCCACUGACUGAAGAGGAAAAUGGGAAACUAGAACUUCCACAGAUUAAAGAGGAGCAAGAAGAGCUCUUUAUUGGUCAAGAUGAAGAGCAGCUUGAUUUGAAGCAGGAGACUGAUACAUGGAUGGAGAUUCCUACCUAUGAGGACAAUGAGUUCAGUGAAUCAGAUCUAAACUAUCACCAGAGCUUAACUGAAAGUCAGGAUGAAGACGAAAGCCAACAUGAAGAAUCAACAUCAACUACAGAUGAAGAGACAGACCCACAGAACAGAGAUCAGAGGAAGAAAAGAGACAGAAGUCAUGUCCAAAGUGUGGGCAUCUCUCACAUGUCAGAAAGUCAGUGUGACUAUGUUAUUGGUAAAAAAUUGAAGAAGGCAACUUUGGUUAAGAAACGCAAACAGGCUCCAAAAGAAAAGAGCCUUUCCUCUUUAGAGUCUGGUGAAAGCUCAGGAAUAGUUAGCAACGCCUUUAGCCACAUUAGAACCGAGUCUGAUGAAAAAUUUUAUGACUGCAAAGAAUGUGGUGAAAGUUUUGGUCACUGGUCUCAGUUCAGAUUUCACAUGGGGACUCACAAAGGAGAUAAGCAAUUUUUGUGCAAUGAAUGCAAUAAAAGUUUUUGUCAUCAAUCUAGUCUCAAGACGCACAUGAGAAUUCACACAGGAGAGAGGCCUUUUACGUGUAAAGAAUGUGAUACAAGUUUUAGUCUUGUAUCUAGUCUCAAAAUCCACAUGAGAACUCAUACAGGAGAGAGGCCUUUUACGUGCAAAGAAUGUGAAACAAGUUUUAGUCAAAUAUCUCAUCUCAAAAGACACAUGAGAACUCACACAGGCGAGAAGCCUUUUUCUUGUAUCGAAUGUGGUACAAGUUUUAGUCAUAUAUCUAGCCUGAAAACACACCUGAGAAUUCAUACAGGUGAGAGGCCUUUUUCUUGUAAAGAAUGCGAUGCAAGUUUUUGCCAUGUGUCUAGUCUCAAAAGACACAUGAGAACUCACACAGGAGAGAAGCCCUUUUCUUGUUUACAAUGCGAUAAAAGUUUUAGUGAUGUCUCUAAUCUUAAAAGACAUGUGAAAACUCAUAAUGGAGAAAAAUCUUUUUCUUGUACGGAAUGUGGUACAAGUUUUAGUCAAAUAUCAAAUCUCAAAAGACACAUAAGAACUCAUACGGGAGAAAAGCCCUUUUCCUGUAAAGAAUGUGACAAAAGUUUUUGCGAUAUGUCUAAUCUCAAAUCACACAUGAAAACUCACACUUGAGCAAAGCCUUUUUCAUGUAAAAAAAAUCUCAAAGUAUUUAGUAUAAACCAUUGACUGUGCAAGAAUGCACAGCAAAUAACUUGUGCAGUAAAAGACUGUAGGGAUUUUUAGAUUGUGGAAAACAGUUUCCUUCCAUAAAGAGGUAUAAUGGUGUUAUAUACGGAACUAUAACAUAUAGGUUGAAAUCAUCAAUUAUAAACAUCCAAAAAAAGAUUGAUAUGUUUCAUUCUAUGUGUAAUCCUUCUGUACAAUGUAAAUAUUUUUUAAUGAAUUGAUUAAAAAAUUCUAAAGUUAAAUUUCAUUUUUUAGAUGUAUCUGUAAAAAGAAUUGUUUUGAAUUGUAACAGGUAAAUCUUCAUCUUUUUAACAGCUUUUAUCAGUUUAAAGGUACUGUUACUUUUUAUACUGACAUUGAAUAUUUAUGUCAUUUUUUAAAGAAAUGUUGAUAAAGAGGUCAAAGGCAAUGUUUGAAUCUUUUUAUUGGUUGCUUUUUAUAAUUAGAUUUUUUGACUUUUUUUAUUUUGUCAAAGGUUGUUUAGUUAGCUGUUUAGAUUUUAGCUAAUGCUAGGACAAUGUGUAUGUUUUCUGGGUCCGUGUUUUAACAAGACACUAUACAUUUUUUUCAUACUACUUCAAUUCUAACACUUUCAAAGUAAUCUGUGAAUUUAUUAUUGCUUUUAACAAAUACUAGUGACUGCAGUUAAGAUUUCAUGUAAGCAAGUAAUAUUUUCAUGAGGAAAAUUUUUUGUGAAAAUGUAUUAAUGAAGAGGUGGAUAAAGAAACAAACUGGUGUUUGUGUUGUUGUGAUUCCUGUUUCCUAGCAGAGAUUAGAAGUGUUUCUCUGUUCUUUUUAGUUCUCAGUGUU
Molecule: messenger RNA, 3391 nt
Organism: Oryzias melastigma (Indian medaka)
Lineage: Eukaryota; Metazoa; Chordata; Actinopteri; Beloniformes; Adrianichthyidae
Product: gastrula zinc finger protein XlCGF57.1
Exons: 2
Coding region: 887-2527 (546 amino acids)
Biological process (GO): regulation of cytokine production; regulation of immune system process; negative regulation of transcription by RNA polymerase II
Source: RefSeq, a predicted model, not a curated record